Molecule: messenger RNA, 1326 nt
Organism: Rhizoctonia solani
Lineage: Eukaryota; Fungi; Basidiomycota; Agaricomycetes; Cantharellales; Ceratobasidiaceae
Exons: 13
Coding region: 1-1326 (441 amino acids)
Source: RefSeq, a predicted model, not a curated record
AUGCCCAACCACGUGGUCCUUCCCUUGCCAGGAACCCAUAGGCCUUCACUUGGCAUAACCGACUUCGAAACUCCUCCAGUCAUGAAGCAGAUGGACACGACUGGCGUAAUGAUAGGCCCACCAAUAUCGCAAAUCUCCUUCUGGAUAACGUAUUUCCUCGUUCUAGUUUAUCCCCACGAUGCUGCGUCGUUCUGUUUCCUUGCUUGCCGCGAGCUCUUUGUGCCUGGCCGCUCCCGCCAGCCUAAAGAACGGGCCGCCGCCUCUUCCGGGAGCUUCAAUGUCUUGUCCAUGAACGUCGCCGGUCUCCCCGCCAUUCUCAAUCCCAACGGCGAAGCCGGUGACAAGACCACAAACACGAUGUACAUCGGCCAGAAAAUGUCGCAAAUCAACUAUGGGAUCAUCAACGUCCAAGAGGACUUCAACUAUCAUGCGACGUUGUACCAGUACGACACCCACCCGUUCCGGACCGCAACUUCGGGUGGCUACGAUUGGGUCGACUUUGAGCGUAUCAAAUGGGACCAGUGCAGUAACGCAUCCGAGAGCGACUGUCUGACACCCAAGGGAUUUACCUUUAUGCGGCCUGGCGACGAAGUUGCAAGGCGCUCGAAUAUCCAGCAGGUUGCCGACUUUAUAAACACCCACUCGGCUGGUAAUGCAGUAAUCGUCUUUGGAGACACCAACUCGCGCUACACUCGUUCGGAUGACAACAUCCGCCUGUUCACCACUCAGAACGGCCUCACAGACGCAUGGGUACAAGCAAUCGGAGGCAAAGCCCCCGCAGCUGGCGCAGAUGCAAUCGUCGUCGACAAGGUCUUCUACCGUGGAUCGCCGAUAAUUAACCUCAAGUCCUCCGGGUUCUUCUACGACACGUCGCGGUUCCUGUCCCCAGACGGACACACGCUAACCGACCACAACCCUAUUCGAGUGGACUUUGGAUACACGCUCUCGUCCGGGUUGCGCCAGAGUGACCUGUACGGAGGUCCUCACGGCAACUGGUUCAACGACCUUUCCUCGCUUCCCUCGUCUCCCAAACUCGCCUCCAUCACUCUGCGCGGCGCCAACCGGCUCGACGGAUUUUCCCUCGCCCUCACCUCGGGCCGCACAUUUACGCACGGCGGGUCGGGCGGGGACGCUUAUUCGCUCGCACUGGGCUCGGGAGAGUACAUCACGUCGGCGACGACGAACAAGGGAAAGAGUGUUCAGGCUGGGAAAACUACGGGCGAUUGUGCGACUGCGACUGCGCCGAGUGGGUACGGUGUGGUUGGAACGUAUGGGCAGGACGGAGACGAGGUGGACCAGCUUGGGUUUAUUUAUGCCCAGCAGUAG